UGAAAAUAUAUGUGUAACGUACAUAGAGGAUAUAUAUGCAUGUGGUGUAUUGAAAUUUAUCAUGACAUGUAUAAUAUUAGUUUGAGUUAAAGAAACAUAUACAAAACGAGACCUAAAUGGAAGGAUAUACGAAGCCCCUAUUGGCAAUAGGCGAUCAUACAUUUCCCAAUGCAUCCCUUUCAGAUCAAAAAGCACACCAAACAGAAAUUGACAGAGGUGAGGCCACCACCUUCUUGUCUACUAGUGCGGUGAAUGAGAUGUAUCAGGAUGCCUAAUAUGAACAGAGGUGGGGCCUCUAUUGAUAAAGCACACAAUUAAUAGCACCCAAAUUGAUGUUUAGGCAUCCAAAAGCAUCGGUGCCUUCAAAGCGAGGUUCGUGAAUAGGGAGUAUUUAUCCUUUAAUUGAAUCAUUGAGCUGUAGUGCAGUAAGGUUGAAUGAACUAUGAUUCAGUGUUGAAAGGGGUGAUAGCUGAUUGAGUACUCAUCUGAAUUUAAAUUUAAAUUUGACUAACUAAUUCUAAUCUUCAAUCCAAACCUGACUCGUUCAAAACUCACGUAAAUUAAGUGUUGCAUGGAACUCUUUUUUUUUUUUUGGCUAUGAAAUUAGACGGCAAAAUUCACCGACAUAUUAGGUUUACAUGAAAUAUGCUCAAGUAGAUAAAAAAAAUGCGUGUCCAUAUCAAGAGUACGUACGGGCAGUACAGCCAACGUUUUACGGAGUAAAUAUAAUUCUCGAAUAUUUUAAUCAUGUUAGUUUAAAAUAAUUUCACUCAUGACAUCCCCGAACUAUAGAUAUCCGCUUUCGUUCAGAUACACCUCCCCACUAAAGUAGAGUGCAGGCCAUCUCUCUCUCUCUCUCUCUCUUUCUCUCUCUCUUAAUGAGGUCCGGAGGCGAAUUUAACACAAGCGGUGGCGCCUCCGCCGCCAAGUCGCCGUCCCCCGCCUCGUCGGGCCCGCCGCACUCGUCGUGGCAGUCGCCUGUUCCCUACCUCUUCUGCGCGCUGGCGGUGAUGCUGGGUCUCAUCGGCUUCGCCUUCCUCAUCCUCGCCUGCUCCUACUGGAAGCUCGCCAGCUACCUCGAAUCCGGCAACGACCGCGGCGCCCGUGACCGCGAAGUGGACGGUCCAGCAAGCGGUGGCGACGCUGCCAAGCCCCCGCCGCUCUGCGAGGAGAGCGUCGUCGUCAUCAUGGCCGGCGACUGCAAGCCCACCUUCCUCGCGACCCCGGUCGCCAGCCGCGCCGCUACCUCCUCGGACGAAGGCGACGACACCCGCGAAGCCGCGACGGAAUGGAAGAACAAAGACAGCACCCAACGCCAAGGCGUCGGAAAUAGCAGCGAGGAGCAAGGCGUAAACCAACAGUAAAAGUCUUCCUUUUGUUCCUUCCUUGGAUUGAUCUGUAAGUAACUUUGGUUCUUCAGAUUCAGAGAUUUUGAGCUGCAAAUGCAAAUUCUUGAGCUGAAUUGAAGAAAUUGCAAUGGGGUUAGAGCUGCCUACAGAUCAAAUUAUAGCUAAAACCUGGACGUCACUACUUGCUAUGGUUGAAAGAAGAAGGGGAUGGAUGAUGGCUGCCAUCGUAAGCUAUCGAAUCAAACAUCGACAAAAGUGUAUUAUGGCAACCAGCUCGGUCAUCAUUUAUGCCAACCUUUAGAAGACUUACGCGUGUACUCGCCAAACUGGCAACACAUUCAAUGUUGUUGUUGAUACUGAUAAAUCAAUCUUUUCCUUUCAUCUAUUCCCCCCAUCAUCUACAGAAGUAUUCUCGUUUAUAUCAUGUGUUGAUCACUAAU
Molecule: messenger RNA, 1789 nt
Organism: Musa acuminata subsp. malaccensis (wild Malaysian banana)
Lineage: Eukaryota; Viridiplantae; Streptophyta; Magnoliopsida; Zingiberales; Musaceae
Source: RefSeq, a predicted model, not a curated record